Messenger RNA from Eremothecium cymbalariae DBVPG#7215, 2088 nucleotides. RefSeq names its product serine/threonine protein kinase SKY1 (gene SKY1). NCBI's taxonomy places the organism in Eukaryota, Fungi, Ascomycota, Saccharomycetes, Saccharomycetales, Saccharomycetaceae. The record is from RefSeq and is a predicted model, not a curated record. Gene Ontology annotation, molecular function: ATP binding; protein kinase activity. The coding region runs from base 1 to 2088 and encodes 695 amino acids. The transcript has a single exon. Gene Ontology annotation, biological process: protein phosphorylation; regulation of mRNA processing; spliceosomal complex assembly.
AUGGGUUCAUCUAUCAACUUUCACUCAGGAUAUGUGAGCAAGCACAAUCAGCAGCGGGUGAGGUCCACGCCGAAUAUUUUUCAGAAGGAGUCUGUGACUUCGAAGUGCACGAGUAGUACAAAGUCCAAGCUUUCCUUGGCAUUGCAGACACAGGGAAGUAAGGCCGGGCAGAACAAUCAACAUGAUUUGCAGGAGGGAUCAUCUUCGACGUCGACGUCGACGUCUUCGACAUCCACAACAACUUUGUCUUCGUCUUCCGGGAGUGAUUUUUGCGGAAUUCAGGGCCCUGAAGAUUCUGUCGGGGGUAGUCGUGCUGUCAAUUUGCGGAGUGAUGACGGGGCAGAUGAUGAGGACGAGGAUUACUCGUCUUUGGAUGAGAAGAAUGAGGAAAGUGCGGGGGAUUAUAAACCCGGGGGCUACCAUCCUGCGUUCAAGGGGGAAGUUUACAAGGAUAAGCGGUAUACGUUGGUGCGGAAGUUGGGUUGGGGGCAUUUCUCGACUGUUUGGUUGGCCAAAGAUAAUGUUAAUGGGAAUCAUGUUGCAAUGAAAAUAGUUCGUAGUGACCGUGUAUACACUGAAGCUGCGCUGGACGAGGUGAAGCUAUUGCACAAAGUUCGUAGUACUAGAGCUAGUGAUAGCUACGAUCCGGUGUGUGUUGAAGGUGAAGAAGGUACUGCAGGUGCUGCCGGUGCUGAUCGUAAAGCUGACCCUGAGAAUCGGAGAUCUGGUACAAACCACAUUCUUAAUUUACUCGAUGAUUUUGUUCACAAAGGUGAUAAUGGUGAACAUGUAGUGAUGGUCUUUGAAGUUUUGGGAGAGAAUUUGUUGGCGUUAAUUAAAAAAUAUGAACAUAGAGGUAUUCCAACCGUAUAUGUGAAACAGAUUGCAAAACAGUUAUUAUUGGGUCUAGAUUACAUGCAUAGAAAGUGUGGCAUUAUUCAUACAGAUAUAAAACCAGAAAAUGUAUUGAUGGAGAUUGGCGAUGUGGAGGGCAUUGUGCGGAUGAUGGAACAUCUUGAUAGGCAGAAGAAAGAGCUACGCAGAUUGAAAAGAAGAGCUUCGAGGUCAAUGUUUGAUUCGCCACCGCUUUUCCGCGAGAGCAAUUCCUACACAGGCAGUGUUAAUCGCACCCACAGUAACAACCACAAUAGUAGCGUUAACGACCAGUCAACUCGUAGGGCAAGAAGACAUACCUUGAUAACCGGUUCCCAACCGCUUCCAUCCCCAUUAUCUUCCAAUAACUUUAUAGAGUUUAAAUCUCAGAUCCUGGGACAGACUCCAAAUAAUAUCAGCAGGCAGCCAUCAAUAUCUGGUAGGUCAUUUUCUUCUCAAGCCCUGAUUACAGGAGCCAAUACUACUUCUGGCUCAUCUUUACAUAAGCAGCUGCCUGAAUCAGACCAUGACAUUUCUAACUCUUUUUCCUCUAUGGAAAUUGAUGACCAUGGUAAUAACAACAAUGACGAUAAUUAUACCGAAGCCAGUCAAGUGAUUCAGAUUAAAAUUGCAGACUUGGGUAAUGCAUGUUGGUAUGAUGAGCACUUUACCAACGCUAUCCAAACUCGUGAAUACAGGUCUCCAGAGGUUUUGUUAGGUUGUCAAUGGGGUUGCAGUGCUGACAUUUGGUCCACUGCUUGUUUGAUUUUUGAACUAUUGACUGGUGAUUUUCUUUUCGAGCCGAAUCAAGGACAUUCGUAUAGUAAAGAUGACGACCACAUCGCCCAGAUAAUCGAAUUAUUGGGGAGCUUGCCAUCUUAUCUAUUUGAGAGCGGCAGGUACGUUAAAAAUUUCUUUCUUCCUGAUGGAAAAUUAAAGAAUAUAAAGAAGCUAAGGUUUUGGCCUCUAAAAGACGUACUUGUUGAGAAGUAUGGGUUCGACUCUGCGACUGCAGAAGAAGUUUCUGGUUUUUUGUUACCAAUGUUGGAAAUGGAUCCAAGAAAACGGGCAGAUGCCGGUGGUAUGGUUAAUCAUCCUUGGCUAGCUGGGACUGUUGGUAUGGAAAACGUUGUUGUUAAUGAUAGAAAGUUGUAUGGAAGUGGCAUAGAUAUUCCUGGUUGGUACAAGGAGGUGAGUCGACAUGAACGGCACUGA